CGACAUUGGAGGAAAUGCCGAUUUGUACCUUAUUCGAAUUGGACCGGAGAAAUUGCAAUUUGAGAUAAGCAAUGAGAGGUUUUGUGAACUCUGGCGAUGUAAUUGAUCGCCGGCGAAGAGGGGGCGGAGGUGGAGGAGGAGGUGGCGGGAGGGUUUGGAGAGGAUGCGGGAGAGGACGAGACAGAUCUUACGGAUCCGACUCAUUUCGGCGGCGGCGGAGACCGGCUCACCGGAGAAUGGAAGCAGCAACGGCGGCAGGGGAGAGCGGAAUGAGGGAGAUUUUGGAUCUGGAAAGGAAAUGC
This is a messenger RNA of Linum tenue, 302 nucleotides long. The record is from the annotation of a GenBank genome assembly. NCBI's taxonomy places the organism in Eukaryota, Viridiplantae, Streptophyta, Magnoliopsida, Malpighiales, Linaceae.